CCCCCUCUCUCAUGUCCACAAGCACGCAUGUUCACACAAAUAAAAUGUGCCCAGGCUCAGGGAGAGUCAGCUCGUGUUUUACAGGAGGAAAUCCUCUCACUGUUAAACAAAGGAGCAAUCUGUGUCGUACCUCCCGCACAGUGUCAGAGCGGUUUUUACUCCAGGUAUUUUCUGGAUCUACGUGCUCUGAACAAAUAUCUCAGGAAAUACAAGUUCAGGAUGGUAACGCACGCAUCCCUGCUGCGCCUUGUGCGACAGAGCGAUUGGUUCACUUCUGUCGUUCUGAAAGACGUGUAUUUCCACAUCCCGAUCUAUCCUCCCCACAGAAAGUAUCUGAGAUUUGCUUUCCAGGGGAUCUGUUACGAGUACCGCGUGCUCCCUUUCGGUCUGUCUUUAAGCCCGAGGGUGUUUGUGCGGUGCACGGAAGCGGCAAUAGCCCCGCUGAGACGGCAGGGCAUCCGCUUGGCCACAUAUCUGGACGAUUGGCUGCUGUUGGCACAAUCGGAGCAGGAGGCCAGGGCGCACAUGCAUAUUCUCAUACGACACCUAGUCGAUCUGGGUUUCGUGAUAAACGCGGAAAAGAGCAUGCUGUCUCCGGCACAGGGCGUAAUCUUUCUGGGAUUAUCCCUGGAUUCGGUGACUUUCACAGCGCGCCUCUCGGCGGACCGAGUGAAAGCUUUCAGGGCAUGUCUCGCGCGGUCUCACAUAAAUUUUCUGAAACUUUCAGCGGUGUUCCUCUCCCUGAAACAUUUUCUUCCGUCUCUCAUGGGUCAUCAUGUCCUGGUGAGGACGGACAAUACGACGACAGUGGCGUACAUCAACCGGCAGGGUUUACGCUCCUGUCAGUUGUACCUGCUGGCACGCAGACUAAUCCUGUGGAGCUGCGGUCGUCUCCUCUCCCUGAGAGCGACGCACAUCCCGGGAGUCCUGAACACGGGCGCAGACCUGUUGUCCAGGGGCGCGCCGGUAUACGGGGAGUGGUCUCUGCACCCAGAGAUUGUGGAACAGAUAUGGGCCCGUUUCGGUCGGGCCAUGGUGGACCUGGGCGAACCCCCCCCCCGAGGCGAACAUUUUCUCGAGCGCCCUGACGGCAGCCCGUGCGCCCCUGGAUGCGUGCGCCCCCCUCUGCCUUGACCGGCCCUGCCUCCCCUGGUCUUGAUACCCCCCACUCUGUCCAGAGUAAGGGAGCACGGCCACACACUGAUUUUGAUAGCUCCGCAUUGGCCUGUGAUGUAUUGGCUGGCGGAGAUAUAUCAGUUGCUGUGCGCUCAGCCCUGGCAGCUCCCGCUGCGCAGGGGCCUGCUAUCGCAGGGAGGGGGGGCGGUCUUCCACCCGCACCCAGAGCGCCUGGCUCUGUGGGCUUGGCCCCUGAGUGGCUAA
Larimichthys crocea (large yellow croaker) is the source of this 1380-nucleotide messenger RNA. RefSeq lists its product as uncharacterized. The record is from RefSeq and is a predicted model, not a curated record. NCBI's taxonomy places the organism in Eukaryota, Metazoa, Chordata, Actinopteri, Sciaenidae.